Molecule: messenger RNA, 474 nt
Organism: Microthlaspi erraticum
Lineage: Eukaryota; Viridiplantae; Streptophyta; Magnoliopsida; Brassicales; Brassicaceae
Source: the annotation of a GenBank genome assembly
AUGGCGGUUUUGGGCUACUCAAUGUAUGGAUCACAUACGUUAUCGCAAAUAACAUUGAAUCUACCGAUUCAUAAGACGAGUUCAAAGGUGGCAAUAUACACAACACUCGUAAACCCUAUAGCCAAAUACGCGUUGAUGAUCACACCAACCGUGAACACUAUAAAAGAUUGGUUUCCUUCACGGUACGCCAAGAAGACAUACUUACAUCUCUUGAUCAGUACCUUCUUCAUAGCGAGUAGUGUGGUCGUCGCCGAGACACUUCCCUUUUUCGGUUAUAUGAUGUCUCUGGUUGGAGCAUUGUUGAGCGUGACGGUUUCUAUUCUUCUGCCUUGUUUAUGUUACUUGAAGAUCACUGGGAUUUACAAGAAACUUGGGUGUGAGACUGUGAUGUUGUUUGGUAUGGUGGUAAUGAGUGUACCGAUUGGAGUUUUAGGUACUUAUAUUGCAAUUAGAGAAAUAGUUGGUAGCGUUUGA